Molecule: messenger RNA, 2612 nt
Organism: Staurois parvus
Lineage: Eukaryota; Metazoa; Chordata; Amphibia; Anura; Ranidae
Source: the annotation of a GenBank genome assembly
AUGGGGACUCAGCGCCCAUGGGGGGCCCCUUCACUGCUGCCAGAUAUACGCCAUCCAGUCCUCCUCCUGGGGGACCCCGACACCCUUUCUGUGCGGGGAUACUCCAGAGCCGGAGGUAAAGAGGACCUGUCUGCUUCCUCUCGAGUUUCCAGGAGGAAGACAUCUCAGCCUGACAACCUGAGAAAAAGUGGGAGCGUUCACCUGGAAACCUGGAGGAGCCUGGACCACUGGGCCAACGUCGGUAAAGACAGGAAAUUCCCGGAGGGGCACCCAAAUGAGAAGAAGGAGAUCGGAGCUCAUAACAAGUCUCAGCUGGAAAACCAAACUGAAGAGAUUCAGUUCCAGCUGCUGGAGAAGAUAAAUACUGGAGGGUUUUAUGACCUGAAAAGACUGUUCUUGUCCCAUGACCCAGAAGGCCGCGGGAGAGUCACCAGGGAUGCUCUGCUGGUGGUCCUGACUAUGUUCCUCGGCCGAUUUAUUAGUAGAAUGCAGUUUCAACAUCUCCUAAGCAGGUUACGUCUGGAUGAAAAACCCAUCAUCACGUUUGAUCAUUUCUAUGAUCACUUCAAACUGGAAGAAAAUAAAAACCCUCCAGACUGGCUGGACCCUAUGAAAAGGAAAUAUAAAGCAGCUGUAAAGACCGCCCACGAGGUUCACCUGGAGCUCAAGGACAUGGCUAAUCACAGAUAUUUUGAACUCCUGAAGCUUUUCCCAAAGGAUUCCCUGACCUCAUCGGAGUUCCACAGCUCCUUGUCCAAGCUGGGUGUAAGGAUGGCUGAAGAAGAGUUCCAGAAGUUGUGGCAGCGAUACGUCAGAGAAGACAGCGGGAUUCUGGGGAUUGAGGACCUGCGUUGUCACCUAGGAGCAAAGAGUGCGCAGGAUGUAUAUGAAGAUCGUAGCACUCUGCUCUCCGGACUGCAAAAAGUGUCUCAAAGCCACAGAGAGCAAAAAAUGAGUACAGGGGUUGGAUCGCGAUCAAGAAAUGAGAGGAAGUUGUCGCUCAGCAUUGAGAAGUGGUUGAAGAGAGAUUCAGAGAGGGGGUUCGAGCCAUGAUGGCCGAAUUCCUGGUGUGUGAUCCAGAGAGGACCCACAAGGUCUCAAGAGAAGAUUUCCUUAAGGUUUUGGAUAAGUUCCAGCUCCAUCUCACUGGGGAGCAGUUGGGUCAUUUCCUCGCUCGUUGUGGUUUAGAUGAGAAUUCCUCUGAUGUGGACUAUGUGGACUUUCUACAACGUACUCAGACAAGAAGGAAGAGCGGAAGAACUCACAAAAUCCUGAGCAAGGAAAACAGGUCUGCACACAGACUCUCUGUAAACUCAGCGUCCACUACCAGGGCCCUGGAGGAGAAACUGCUGCAUUAUUUCCAUGCUGACUUCAGCGCCCUCCUGGAUGAGUUCAGGAAGGCCGAUACCAACAACCUGGGUGUAAUCAGUCAGCAAGACUUCAGAGGAAUCCUGGAGAGGAGGUUCUACAUCAAGGUGACAGAUGAAGAAUUCGCCUACUUACUGGAGAGAAUUCCAGUCGAUCAUCAUGGAGCCAUCAGAUACCUGGACUUCAUGGCCAAGUUCAAUAGCAGGGAUGAGAAUUUGAGUCUAUGGGGCGGAAACAAAACAAUUCUGACCAACUGCAGCCAAAAAUCGAAAAAAGUCAGUAAAGUCGGCGAUAAGGGGAAGAGUGACAAAGCACAAGUGAGGAAUGUGGAGCAGCUUACUGGAGUCAUCAAAAAUCUUGUUAAGAAUAAUUAUGAAUUUCUGGAAAGGAAUUUCAAUGAGAUGGAUCCCAUGAAUACCAGGAGGAUGACAGCAGAGAGCCUGUACCAGCUACUGAAAAGAUGUGGUAUUCAUCCAGAAAUGUCCAGAGAGGAGGUUGGUAAGGUCUGGAGAACGCUGAUCCAGAAUCAGGACCAGACAGUGGAUUACUUCCAGUUCGUCAGACACUUUGGCUUUUCCAUCAAAUCCUCGUGUUUUCUCAAUGCUAAAAUCUCUCCACCAGUCAGAGGUGAUGGUGACUGCCUGAUUCGCUCUCUAAAACUGAAUUCCGACACCAAGAUCAUCGCCAAUUUCCUGCAGACCAAGGUCAAACUCCUCCUGCCUGACCUCAGGCGACAGUUCCAGGAAUUGGACCCUCAGAAUUCGGGAUGUGUCACCAAAGAAGAAUUUCUUGACAUCUUGCAGGAGCUGAGCCCAGACCUCACUAUUCACCAAUGUGACACCUUGGCUGCCAAAUUCGGACACGGGCCAGACAAAAUUUCCUAUGUGAAGUUCCUUCAACCCUACCAGACCGAAACCUCCACAAUCAGACAGAAUGGAGCCAAAGUCAAACCGGUGACCCCUCCGAGAGGGCCCAUAGAUCAGAGUCUGAAUGAAAUCUCCUUCAAACUACGACAGAAGCUGUCCUCAGUGGAUUGGAGGAACCUUCUACAAACUUGCCAGAAACUGGACACACACGGUUGGGGUUACCUCCUACUCCCGGAGUUCCGAUCAAUGGUGAAGCUCUGCAACAUCAUCCUGGAUGAGGAUGACAUUUAUCAUAUCAUGUCUCACUAUGAUAAAGAUCUAGCAGGGAAGAUCAACUACUCCAGACUUGUUUCAGAUCACAAGAGGAGGGAAGGAUGA